AACACACGUCGUCUUCAGGCAAAAUCCAUGUGCCCACAUGGAUGAUGAGAGAGAGAGAGAGAGAGCGUAUAGUAACUCCCUUACUGAUACUGCUACUACUAAUAGACAGACCUGAGAUAUCAAUACAAACCUCAGCGGUCAGCACCACAACAAGAAGCAGUAGUUAAGUGAAACACACUCGCAGAGACUAUCAACCAGAGCACGUUAGUCUGUGUGUUAACGGUUGAACUUUGACACAGCCAACAGAGUGAAUUGGAUAGAGAGACAGAAAUGAAAGAGAAGAGUGAAAGUGGUGGUGGGUAUGUGAGAGCGGAUCAGAUAGAUCUGAAGAGCUUGGACGAGCAGCUUCAGAGGCAUCUGGGCAGGGCAUGGACUAUGGAGAAGAACAAGAGGAAAGAGGAAGAGCAAGAAGCAGGGUCUACCAGGCAAGAGUGGGAGAUUUACCCCUCCAAGCUCAUCAUCAAGAGUGUCAUAGCCCGGGGCACUUUCGGCACCGUUCACCGUGGCAUUUAUGAUGGUCAAGACGUUGCCGUCAAACUUCUUGACUGGGGGGAGGAGGGCCACAGGUCAGAGGCUGAAAUAGCUUCCCUUAGAGCGGCUUUUACACAAGAGGUGGCUGUUUGGCACAAGCUUGACCACCCUAAUGUAACAAAGUUUCUAGGGGCAACAGUGGGUGCACCUGAGCUACACAUUCAAACAGAUAAUGGCCACAUUGGCAUGCCGAGUAAUUUUUGUUGUGUUGUUGUGGAAUAUUGCCCUGGGGGUGCACUAAAGUCAUACCUCAUAAAGAACCGAAGAAGGAAGCUAGCUUUCAAAGUGGUUGUCCAUCUUGCGCUGGAUCUUGCAAGAGGGUUGAGCUAUCUUCAUUCACAGAAGAUUGUCCACAGAGAUGUUAAAACAGAGAAUAUGCUCCUAGAUAAGACGCGUACGCUAAAAAUUGCUGACUUUGGAGUUGCUCGUAUUGAGGCUUCAAAUCCUAAUGACAUGACUGGCGAGACUGGAACCCUUGGUUACAUGGCACCAGAGGUUCUCAAUGGCAACCCAUAUAAUCGGAAGUGUGAUGUGUACAGUUUUGGUAUUUGCUUGUGGGAGAUAUACUGCUGCGACAUGCCGUACCCUGACCUUAGUUUCUCAGAAGUAACUUCAGCAGUUGUUCGCCAGAAUCUGAGGCCAGAGAUACCCCGCUGCUGCCCGAGUUCUCUUGCAAAUGUAAUGAAGCGAUGCUGGGAUGCUAACCCUGACAAGCGGCCCGAGAUGGAUGAGGUAGUGGUCAUGUUGGAGGCCAUUGACACAUCAAAGGGUGGAGGUAUGAUCCCUCUUGAUCAGCCUCAGGGUUGUUCCUGUUUCCGCAGGUACCGAGGGCCUUAAAAUAUUUAGACUCCUUCAAGCAAAGGGAUUGUGGUGAUGUGUAACACAGUUCUGGGAAUUCAAUUUGUAUCUCAUUCAAUUCAAAAGAUCUGAAACUAAAGGGAAAAUGAAACUGUGGAGGCUAUAAGCUAAAAGCUCUCCAACACGUGUCACUUAAUUGGACUGUAGAUUUUGUAAAGUUCUUUCUUUCUCA
Juglans microcarpa x Juglans regia is the source of this 1561-nucleotide messenger RNA. Its product is annotated as serine/threonine-protein kinase STY13-like. Gene Ontology annotation, cellular component: plasma membrane. The transcript has 6 exons. Lineage: Eukaryota; Viridiplantae; Streptophyta; Magnoliopsida; Fagales; Juglandaceae. Gene Ontology annotation, biological process: protein phosphorylation. Bases 271 to 1368 code for a protein of 365 amino acids. The record is from RefSeq and is a predicted model, not a curated record. Gene Ontology annotation, molecular function: ATP binding; protein kinase activity.